Serendipita indica DSM 11827 is the source of this 1497-nucleotide messenger RNA. The record is from the annotation of a GenBank genome assembly. NCBI's taxonomy places the organism in Eukaryota, Fungi, Basidiomycota, Agaricomycetes, Sebacinales, Serendipitaceae.
AUGAGCGAGCAACUGGGAAGAAGAAUAAUAGAGGUUCAGAGGAUCAUCGAACUACAUCACGCACUUGGCACAUCACUCGAAAAGAGACUUGUCGAAUCUGGGGAACAUCUUGCUGGCCAGCAACUUGAGGAGUGCCUCUCUUCCAUCGAAAAUACUCUGAAAGGAAGUUACGAGGCCCUCCUAACAGGCUCGAGUCACCUUCGAAUUCUCGAAGCCGAGCUUGUUGCCAGUAAAUGUCGCAUCCAUCGACUUCCGGUCGAGCUACUACGCGAGAUCUUCUCCUAUGUCAUUGGGGGCACCGACUUGUUAUCACAGAGGCUAGCUACCAGUCUCUUGCAAACAUGUCGGUCCUGGCGCUUCAUUGUCCUCUCCAUGCAUCGGGUGUGGUCACAGUUCGAAUACUCUCUCGACCGACCCAAGAGACAGUUGAUCAGUAUCGGGGAGUUUCUCACUCAAACUCUCCACCGCUCGCCCUCAGAGCUCGUCCUUAUCGUUCCCGAACAAGAUAGCGAGGACAAUCUGCGACUGCUGCCCCUCAAUGCGUUAUCUCCCUUCGAAUCUCUGGCAUUUUUCAUCCCGGGAGAGGAUGAAGAGGACGCUUGCAACUCGAUAUCAUUAGGGGCACUCUGUGAUCCACAGUAUACCAAUUUGGAUUGCCGCUGUAGCACGUUGUGGCUAGAAGGUUAUCUGUUAGGUGUCUAUGACAUCAAAAGACUCAACCUUUCCGACCUUUUAACCCGCUUCCAAGGGGUAAAGCAGCUCCGACUUCGGGACGUGAAGGGCAUUGAACUCACCCGGGAAAGUACUUCGUGCCUUCACAACCUGACGGAUGUCGAGUUACGCAAUCUAAGAUACGUUCCUAUCCUUGCACUCCUUUCCGCCACUCCUUCGCUCACAAGACUGGUGCUGGACAACUGCAUCUUUGAAGUCCCAGACAACCAUUCUGUCGUCGAAUGUCGUCUACAAACAUUGUUGGUCCAAGACUGUAUACGAGACUGGCUCGUAUACAUCCACUGCGAAUACCUUACGGAGCUCUGUCUGAGCGGUCACGACCCCGGAAGUGACGACGAUUUCGACUUUAUACGAAAGUCACAAACCAUAGAGGAUUUGACCUUUGGAAGCAUGGAUUGCGAUCACAUCCGCCAGCUCGCGGUCUCCGCGCCGGGUAUCAAGCAGCUCACGCUCAGUGGCGAUUGUCACCAAUUGCCACGAUGGGUCUCUGAGACUCGCUCGAAUCUGUGGUUUCCAAAACUGAGGAUACUUGGUAUCAAGAGUACCUGCUCGUGUGUUACAAUGGCCAUUGAGGAACUGGUUCGAGCACGAUGUCUACCGCAGGCCCAUCAAGACUCGCAAAUGGUUGCAGGACUCGAACCUCUGGAGCGCCUUACCAUCUCGGGAGGUCUCGCAUACUCAAUGGCUACAAACUCCUUAUUCCAGACUGCUACAUCAUCCGUCCGGGAACCCACGACAGAUGCCCUGGCCGUGACCUGGAUCUAG